Messenger RNA from Monoraphidium neglectum, 1359 nucleotides. RefSeq lists its product as hypothetical. The record is from RefSeq and is a predicted model, not a curated record. Bases 1 to 1359 code for a protein of 452 amino acids. The transcript has 6 exons. Lineage: Eukaryota; Viridiplantae; Chlorophyta; Chlorophyceae; Sphaeropleales; Selenastraceae.
AUGCUGUUGCAGAUUGACGUUCUGGCCAAGGACGGCACCUGGCGCGACAUCGGUGGUGAAAACCCGCUGCUCAUGACGCUGGCAGCCGCCGGCGUCGCGCCCGAUCAGACCGAGGCGGUCCGCUUCCGACUGCCACCCACUGCCGCCGCCCCCUCCUGCUCUGUCGCUGACGGCGCACGGCGCCGCGGCCAGGCGGGUGGCCCCGCUGCGCGGCGUCGUCGCUGGGUGCGGCGCUGCGUGGGGUUGGCUGCUGUGAUGGUGAAGGCUGUCCUCGUGUUGGAGGCUGUUGGCUGGGCCGCCCAGCUGGUCGGCGACAGCCUGCAACGGCGGCGGCGGCAGGACGGCGGCGCUGAUGACCCAGGGAGUGGCAGCGGGACCGACCCCGCAGACGUGCUGAUGGCCUACCUGACCGGCAGCAAAGGCUCAUCGUCGCUGGCGGCUUUGAACACUGAGCAGAUGGCCGAGGCUGUGGACGCGCUGGGCUCCAGCGACUUCCAGGAGCUGGGGGUGGAGGACGGCGGCGCGGAGCUCAGGGCCGCGGUGGAGGACCUGGUGCUGGAGCGGCAGGAGAGGCGGCGGCAGCUUGAGGAAGCACAGGCAGCAGCGGCGGCCGAGAACGAGGGCCGGCCAACGGCCUCGAGGCGGACGGGGCGCACGCCCGCUGUACGGCGUGGCAUGGCGGGGCUGCCGGCGACGAAGGCCGGCGCGUGGCGGCGCGCAAGGGGCGGCGAGCAGGCCGAGGGGGCCACGGGCGCCAAGGCGGGCGUUCCACAGCUGAGCCCGGUGCUGCACGCGGGACUGAAACUGCCCGAGGUGGCCAGCACGACUUGGAUCGCGCCGUCUGCUCAAGUGGUUGGCGACGUGACAGUCGGUGAUAACUGCUCAAUCUGGUACAACUGCACUGUCCGUGGCGACUCCCAGCCCGUCAGCAUCGGCCACAACACCAACCUCCAAGAUGGCGUGUCGGUCGGGUCUCUGCGUUCGGACGGCCAUGGCACUAAGAUCGGCAGCUUUGUGACCGUGGGGCACAACGCGGUGCUGCAGAGCUGCACGGUUCUCGACCAGUCGCUCAUCGGCAUGAACGCGGUCGUGCAAGACGGCGCCACGGUGGAGUCCGGCGCCAUGGUCGCCGCCGGCGCCGUCGUCCCUGCCGGCGCCGUCGUCCCGGGCGGGGAGCUGUGGGGCGGCAACCCUGCGCGCCGCCUGCGGGACCUCAAGCCUGAGGAGGCGGAGUACCUCAAGGCGCUCCCAAAGCGCUACCAGGAUCUCGCCGCGGAGCACAAGGGCGCGCUCCAGCUGGUCAGGGCCAAGAUGGAUGCCCUGGCGGCCGGCAGCCUCGAACAGGCGCCGCCGCAGUGA